AUGAAGAAAGAGGAGGAGAGAAAUGAAACCAACAUGGCAGAAUUCAUUCUUCUUGGUUUUGGAGACAUCCAGGAGCUGCAGAUUUUUCUAUUCAUGCUGUUUCUAAUUAUAUACAUUAUGACCAUGGUUGGGAACAUCCUCAUUGUUGUACUGGUUGUGCUUGAUCAAAGCUUACACACACCUAUGUAUUUCUUCCUUGGGAAUCUGUCUUGCUUGGAGACCUGCUACAGCUCAACCAUCCUCCCCAGAAUGCUGGCCAGUUUCUUAACCAAGAACCAAAGUGUUUCGGUGAAUGGGUGCAUUGUGCAAUUGUGGGUUUUUGGUUUCUUGAUAGCAGCAGAGUGCUACCUCCUGACAGCAAUGUCCUACGAUCGCUAUGUUGCAAUAUGCAGGCCCUUGCAUUAUCCAUUUCUUAUGAACUUCAAAAUCUGCCUCCAGCUGGUGGCUGGUUCUUGGAUCGGCAGUUUUGUGGUAAACAUGACCUUGUUAAUUUUUAUACUGCAGUUAACCUUCUGCGGCUACCGUGUUAUUGAUCAUUUCUUUUGUGACUUCAUUCCAAUAGUGAAUGUUGCCUGCAGUGACACGCAUCAAAUAAAAGUUCUGUCACUUGCUCUGACCUCCAUCUGCACACUGCCACCAUUCAGUAUAACAAUAGUAUCCUAUGGGUGCAUCAUUAAUACCAUUCUUGGCAUCCCGUCCUCCACAGGAAGGCAAAAGGCCUUCUCUACCUGCUCUUCUCAUCUCAUUGUGGUGACCAUUUUCUACGGCACCAUCAUCGCUGUGUACAUUUUGCCAGACACCAAGCAACUGAGAGAGCUGAACAAAGUCUUCUCUGUCUUUUACACAAUAUUGACACCUCUACUCAAUCCUCUAAUAUAUAGUUUGAGGAACAAAGAGGUGAAGGAAGCCUUGAGGAAAGUAGCUUACAAAUAUGCACAUAUAAGAGUUUAUUAA
Molecule: messenger RNA, 954 nt
Organism: Zootoca vivipara (common lizard)
Lineage: Eukaryota; Metazoa; Chordata; Lepidosauria; Squamata; Lacertidae
Product: olfactory receptor 6B1-like
Biological process (GO): G protein-coupled receptor signaling pathway
Cellular component (GO): membrane
Molecular function (GO): olfactory receptor activity; G protein-coupled receptor activity
Source: RefSeq, a predicted model, not a curated record